Molecule: messenger RNA, 819 nt
Organism: Melampsora larici-populina 98AG31
Lineage: Eukaryota; Fungi; Basidiomycota; Pucciniomycetes; Pucciniales; Melampsoraceae
Exons: 3
Coding region: 1-819 (272 amino acids)
Source: RefSeq, a predicted model, not a curated record
AUGAAUCACCGGAUUGCUUACAGCCCCGAUCCGGUCUUGGCUUCCUUAAAGCCCGGACGGUUGGAAAUCGGACGCGUGCGCAUAUUUGCGCCUCGGUACCCAGCAGCAUCGCGUCAUUCGAUAACCAUCAACGCGCUUCAUCAACUCUCGGUCGCCCUUGACCAUCGCUUCAUACGAACUAAUCAUCGAAACAAAUAUCUGGACGGCACUUACACUAGAGUAAUAUCGAAACUUGCCAUCCGACAUAUCCAAAUCCAAAAAAUGAGCGAAGCAGCGAAGGCGAAUGAAAAAGACGGUAAAAAGGGAAACAUGUCAACACGUUCAGUCGCGAUCCAAACAGCCUUCAAUCGAGCUAUUUUAAAUGUAUUACGAUCCAUUACAUCUCAAUCGAUUUCUGAGGCUUUCCCUUAUGCAAAUCCGGAGGUUGUUAACACACUUGUAGAACAAACUAAAACUGUCUUUACUCAUUAUGCUACCGAUCGAUGGGAAAGUCUUGGAGAGGAGAGGUCAAUCUUAGAAUUAUGUGAUUUGUUUGACCGACUUGAGGCUUCUGCACGCAAAGAUUUGGAAGCUGGACUUGCUCCUCAUCGCCUGACACGCGACCCUCAACUAUCAAUUCCACCUCUUAUACUACAGCUGAUCAACCCUCUGUUAUCACACUAUGCUAGCGUUAUUGAAGACCAAAAGCGCAGAAAUAGAACACUUCAUGAUCAUAUUCUUAAACAGGCAAAUGAAGCAGAUCGACUAGAGAAGGAAAUUUGUGAAAAGAUGGAUGGUGUCAGAGCAUCAAUUGAGAAAUUGGAAAAAGCCAUUGACUGA